GUAAAAGAAUAUAAGAAGUAAAAAUUAUUCAUUUCACAGAAUUAUUAGAACACGUAUAUGCAUACUUGUGAAGGGUAUUAUAUGAUAGCAUAAAAUGAAGAAUAUGUGUUCCAAUAAGAAUAUUCAUAAAUUAACGAUUUAAAUAAACAGUUAUCAAUCUUGGAAACAUAUGAAUCCUCCAAAUUAUGGAAUUGCAUGCUAAUUUAGGGGACAAAAUUCAUAUAAAUUUGGGAAAAUGCAUAUUUGGCAUAGGUUAACAUGAACUUAGGAAUAUAAAAAAAUAAACAUGAAAUGAAUCUGUUCAUGAUUUGCUAGACUCUUUUUCCGAAUGCCCAAGAUUUGCCAAAUAUAAAUCCUAACAAUUUGAGAAAACUAAAUUAAGUAAAGAUUACCAAUUGAAAGCUGAUCAGAGAUUCCAAUAAACGGAGACAAUUGUUUUGCUUCAAUUGGAAGGAUACGACUCUGAAUCAUAGAAAAUAGGAAGGAUCACAAAAACUCUUUCUUAGUAGGUUGUUUUCUUCUGCAACAAAUUUUCUUCCUUUGAAUCUCUUUCUUAGCAGGUUGUUUUCUUCCGCAACAGAUAUAAUAUGUUUCUUCAUUUUGAAUAAGAUCCGGAAAAUCAACAAAAACACCCAUCUUUACAUUUCUAUCAGUAUAUAAAUUGAUCAAUUAUUAACAGAGCCUGAGAAAAGAAAAGAAACCAAUAAAAGAACAAAUUACAAAACAUAUGAAACACGAAAUGAUUGUAAUUCUACCUGUCUGCAGAUUCAUGGACCUCUUCGGCUGCAGAAAAGAAAGGAUCUUUCUCUCACCGAUCGAAAUGGGUCGCCAUGUAUGUCAGUCUACUUUUAACCUCACGUAAUGCCAUGAUGAGUACAGGAAAUAACUUUUUGCAAAGCUUCAUUGGUUUUUCUUCUACACUUAGAUAUAAAGAAUCCCACUGAAAAGGAAAAAUAUUUUACGUGUAACAGGGAUGUUUUUGCUUCUUCAGGUUUUGAACAAAUAACUGUGUCAGUGUGGCAGGCAUCAACUUCACAGUUUGACGGUGUAGAUUUCAGAAUCCACACAAAGAUUCCGCAAAGAAUCAGCGAAGAAUCAUAGGGACUUUCCUUGCAAGGGCUCUCUCUCUCUCUACGCGACUUCGCCUCCCACGGUGAUCUCCAAUUUCCGGCCACCAUGGCCGGUGGUGAGCUGCCGGACACCCACCAUCACCCUCCUGGCCUCAAGACGAUCCCAUCCCACCCAAACAUCAGCCCCGUUGCUGGCAGAAACUGCCAGGAGGAAGCAGCCGCCGUCGCACAGGUCGCGCACUCCAGCCCGGCCACCACACGCAGCGGCAAGCCUCCAAACCUAUCCCCGAAGGUUCCUGACGUCCUUGCGAGUUCAGCGCCACCUGAAUCGCUGCAUUUGGAGGUCGGAAACGCCAGAUCGAAGUUCCAACCCGAUCCGCUGUUCACUCUCGGGUCGCUGAAUUUUCCGGCCAUAUCCGGCAAUAUUCUGGUCGCGCACCCUCCCAGUGUGUUCCUGCCGUCUCCACGAUCUCCAAGGACCCAUAAAUUACUCAAUUUGGUGCCGGAUUGAGAAAUCCCCAUAUAAGGCGAUUAGGGUUUCAUAGAUCACGAAGAUUGCUAGAGAGGGGAAGAAUCCGGACUGCUAAGGAGUGGACGCUUGUCAUCUAACACGUGUAAUCAAAUUAAAGCACUUAAAAUGCCACAUGUCAACAUUUUAAACUAUCAACUCUCAAAUAUUAUAUUAAAUGAUUUGUCUCCUU
This is a messenger RNA of Cuscuta campestris, 1771 nucleotides long. The record is from the annotation of a GenBank genome assembly. NCBI's taxonomy places the organism in Eukaryota, Viridiplantae, Streptophyta, Magnoliopsida, Solanales, Convolvulaceae.